AUGAACAGGGAAUCUUCGAAGAAGGAGACUACGCAGUGCAUCCAAGCAGCGUAUCUUGUGAGCAGUCUGCAGAAACGAGAAGGGUCUAUCGAUGCACAAGCAAGGAUUCGGCGCUAUAGGCAUGCCUCAAUGGUAGCGCUCACAAGACAUAUUGGGCCAAGAGAAGCGUCGCAUCAAAACCUACAUCUUGAAGAAGCAACUCAACUUUGGUGGCAGAGAUUUGCAGAAGAGGAAGAGUUGAUACGAGCUUUGACCUUCGUGUUUCUGAUUGACGUGGCUCUCAUUGUCCUCCACAACUCACCCCCUAGAAUGCUUAUCUCCGAGUUGAGAAUGGACGUCGUAUGCCCAGAAGCAUGUUUCCAAGCCGAAUCAGCCGCAGAAUGUCUUGGAUGUCUUCGCGUAUGGGCAGGAACUCGCUUCUGGAAGAAUCGAUUAUCAGUCGUCUCCGUUGUCCGACGUAUAUGCCAAAGUCCGAUGGAGGAUGCACUAGUUCAUGAGUUUUCCCAGCUAGGCACAUUCAAUUUGUUCACCGUCGUACAAGCCAUUCACUCCCUCAUGUUCCAUUUGCAUAACUCGCUGGUCUUUGAAUCCACCUUGGCCCCGGUACAAACCGGCCUUGAGAAUUGGCGACAAAUUUGGGUUGAGAGAGUACCCGAAGACGAAGGGAUGCCAGAUACUGCUCAAAACCUAUGGAAGCAAGUAGGCUUCCUCCGACGCGCCUCUGAGUUCUGGCACUUGGCUCGCAUCAUGGCGGAUAAAAUUAUAUCAAACAGCUACGAUGAUGACGAUUUUGAGGUAAACACCAAGCUUUUGAAAUACGACCAGACCGAUAUGGAAGACGUGAACGGACUGAUCAAAGAAUACCGGAUGUUGAAUUUGGGAGUGCAAUAA
Penicillium pulvis is the source of this 891-nucleotide messenger RNA. RefSeq names its product transcription factor domain-containing protein. Gene Ontology annotation, molecular function: DNA-binding transcription factor activity, RNA polymerase II-specific; RNA polymerase II cis-regulatory region sequence-specific DNA binding. NCBI's taxonomy places the organism in Eukaryota, Fungi, Ascomycota, Eurotiomycetes, Eurotiales, Aspergillaceae. The coding region runs from base 1 to 891 and encodes 296 amino acids. The transcript is spliced from 4 exons. Gene Ontology annotation, biological process: regulation of transcription by RNA polymerase II. The record is from RefSeq and is a predicted model, not a curated record. Gene Ontology annotation, cellular component: chromatin.